Prosopis cineraria is the source of this 1263-nucleotide messenger RNA. RefSeq lists its product as uncharacterized. The coding region runs from base 100 to 1080 and encodes 326 amino acids. The record is from RefSeq and is a predicted model, not a curated record. The transcript is spliced from 3 exons. NCBI's taxonomy places the organism in Eukaryota, Viridiplantae, Streptophyta, Magnoliopsida, Fabales, Fabaceae.
GUUCAAUCCCUUGAUUCCUCCAUUUUAAACCUGAACGCUCUCUCGUUUUGAAACAGGCUCACACACUGACACACAUACUCAGUCACAACAACAAUAUCAAUGUCCAACAAUGUUGUCGUGGAAGAUCAUGAGGCUCUCAUCAUGUACCACCACCACCACCACCACCCUUAUCCCUGCCCAGCCUACUUCGUCCAAAGCCCUUCCGCCACCACCCUCACUCAAAACGACGCCGAAUCAUCCACCUUCCACUCCCCUGCCCGCGGCUCCGUCCACUGCUACCACCACCACAAGAAGGUGUCGUACGACGAGAGCCAUGCCACAGCGCCUACGGAGAACGACGGCGAUAUCAACCGUCUGAUUAUAAUGAACAGGAACCGCGGGGAUGACGACGAGGAGGAGGAUGACGUGUUUGAUUAUGAUUGGAGGAAGGAGAAAGGGUGGAGGAGAUACUGGACGUACCGGAACACAGACUCGUGGGCUUGGAUUUGGAUUCAGAUAAGUUGGAGACUGUUGGUGAGCCUCAGUGUCGCCUUGCUUGUUUUCUACAUUGCCACCAAGCCUCCCCCUCCUGUUCUCUCCCUCGAGAUAGAAGGAGUGAGGGAGUUUAAGCUGGGGGAAGGCGUGGACAGAAGUGGGGUGUCAACCAAGAUCCUUAACUGCAACUGCUCCAUUAAUCUGGGAGUUCUCAACAAAUCCAAGUUCUUUCGCCUUCACAUCCAUCCUCCUCUUCUCCACAUGUCCUUCUCCCUCUUACCCUUUGCUCUCUCUCAUCUUAUAUUUGGGCAGGGCCGUGAGGAAUUGUAUGCGGAGAGUGGGACGACGAUAUACGAGAUGGAAGUGGGAGUGAAGAACAAGGCAAUGUAUGGAGCAGGGAGGGAGAUGGAGGACUUGUUAGAGUCAGAAAGAGGGCUGCCCAUUGUGGUGGGAGUGAGUGUGAGGUCUACUUACAGAAUGGUGCCGAGCCUCAUCAACCCUAAGUUUCAUCACAAUCUUCAGUGCCUGAUCCUCCUUCACAACCAUUACGAUACCAAACAUCGAACCCAAUUGUUUAAUACUACUUGUCGACUCUUCACUUCCUAAUCAAUUCCUAGCCAUUGCAUAUUUGCCAUCCAUGUGGUAUAUAUAUAUGCGCCCCCCGUCAAAUGUAGUACUUACUGUACGGGCUACGUAGGAUACAUUUUUAGUGACGAGAAUUUGAAGCUAAGCUUCAUCUGCUUGAAUUUUUAUUUUUAUUUUUAGUUUGAUAAAUCCAUUGAAACUCAA